Pocillopora meandrina is the source of this 3254-nucleotide messenger RNA. NCBI's taxonomy places the organism in Eukaryota, Metazoa, Cnidaria, Anthozoa, Scleractinia, Pocilloporidae. The record is from the annotation of a GenBank genome assembly.
AUGUCGGCCGCUCGAAGAACAAGGAAACGAAAACAGUCUGAAUCUGAAGUCUCAUUUGCCGCAGGAUUUCGUCUUCCAACAUUAAAACAAAGCAGAAAUGCAAUAGGAUUAUCUAAGAUUCCAAAAAUUUACGAUCCAGGACCAGAAAGUGCUUAUUUUCGACGUAUUCCGCAGCCACUCUCCGAAGAUGAUUGGUUAGCGCAAUACAACGAGGAAGGACAGUCCUUUAAAAACUUUUUGAGGACCUGUCCUUGGAUCUCAGGUCGCAAAGUGAAAUACACGAGGCAAAAGUUUAUUUCCGAUGGAAAAAAUCUCAAGCAGAGAUACCCAGAUGGAAAAAUUUACUUACAACCUCUGGGCGAUUUUGAUCAAAGCUGUUCGAACAGUUGUAAUCCCGGCAUUGAUGACUUAGCUGACUACACAGAACGUUUUUAUUCGUUGCCUGUUGUUGUAUUACCAGCAGUGAAGCUUAAGCUUCCCACAAAGAAAGGUAAUGGUGUGAAGCUGUUGUAAAAUUGUGGAUCGCUGAAUGUGCCUUGGCGUAAACAUAUGAAAGUCCUCUCUGCUUCUAAUGUAAAAAACAUUGAUAGCAGGAAGGACGAGACGAGACACUCGUGCUACUAGAAACGAGACGAGACCAGUGGCUAGCAUGCCUGACCUCCAAAGAGCUUUCCCUUGCAGGUGAUUUGGCAUACUGGAAUUAUGGAUUGAACGAACUAGUUACCUCAGCAAGUGCAUCGCGGACAAGCUCAAGAGUACAGUUAAAACAGCUUGAACUCAAUCAUUGUUGGUCUCAUGGUAUGUCACGAUUAUUUGUUUUUUCUUUGUCGUGACUGGCCAGCAGAGCAGUGGUAUGUCAUCUGAGGGCCUGCAUGACAUCUUGAAGGAAGCAUGUUAUCAUUUUCCCGAUCACCUUGCAAGAUGAAUGAAAGAUUGGCGACCUGGGUAUAGGGCUUCUCCUUCCAACCCCCUCCUUCCUCUAUCAACUGAUAAUUCUUUCAUACUGUGAAAAUUCAGCCUAGUAAAAGGCAGAGGCCCAUUCUGCAGAGAAAAAAUGAGCAUUAUUUGUCCACAAAAAAUAUGUUAGCACUGUAUAAUGAGGUGUGCUGAGUGAUUUGUAAUUGGUUUAACAGUUAACACUGAUUGGCUUCUCCACUAGGGCAUGUACAACUAAGGGUAGACAGCAUCCACAGGCUUCUGCAGCAACAGAUUACUGGCGAUGCUCUCUGUCUAAUUGGUCUCACCAUGGUAGACCUGUAUGAGGAUGAAUCUGACCUGUUUGUGGCAGGGCUGGCUGCAGGAAAUCAAAGAGUUGCCGUGAGUGGGUAUUAUGACAUAACUAUGCAUUAGAUUUGUCAUGGAGGUAUGACCUAUUGAUCCCUAGAAGUGAUUAACAUUCAUCUUCUUCUCACAAUCUUACUUAACCUAGCAAAAGGUACCAAUGAUUGGCAAAUAUAACUGCAAGAAGUGUAUGUUCAUGUACCUUGGUAUAAUAUCAGAUUUCCUCAGAGACAUUUAGGAUGGGAUCCAGGAGUUUUUGAUAGGGGGGGUAUGCAAGCUUUGUUUUGGAAAACAAAAGAUUUUUUCUAAGCUAUAACUUAAAUGAGCUGAUAAGUAUUUCAAGAUCUGUGGAUUUGAAAUUCUUCAUAUUGACUAGUAAUUUGCAAUCUUCUUGUAGUGAGAAUUUUGGUGUCAGACAAGAAGAAAAGGGAGGUUCUGGAACCCCUGGGACCUUCCUCCUGGGACCUCCCCCCAGGGACCUCCCCCAGGGACCUCCCCCUGGAUCCAUUACUGACACUGUAAUUUCAGGCACAUGUCGCCCAAUUAGCUAAAAUUUUUGGAUCCUACCUCACUAAAUAACAUGACAUAGUGUGUUUGUAACUUUUAAAAUAUUGUACCUCCUCACAUCAGAUUAUUCCCUUCAGGUUUUUAGUUUUGCGCGGUACGAUCCAUCUUUGUCAUUCUCCACUGAACACUGGUAUGACAUCUUGCCAUCCAAACAACUUGAUCCACUCAAGAAGAAGCAGAUAAUUCUACAGGUACUGAUUGCCAGGAAAGUUAUAUAAUCCUUAACCCUUUACACUCUAACAUCAGUAUGCAUAUUCUCCAUACUGUUCUCUAAACAUUUCCUAAGGUGCUGACAAGGAGAAUUUGUCUAACAAUCAAGAGUUUCUUUAGUUGGUGAUCACUUCUUUUAUUCUCCUGACCUCAAUGUUUGAUCCAGGGGUGAUAAAGACCCAAAAAUGAGUCUUGAAUACGUUUCACGACAAUCCUAACUCCAGUCUUCAUAAAUAGUUGAACAAGACGUCGAUCAACUUUGGCCCUGAAAUGUCAACAUUCCGUCGCGUGGCGUCAGAAGCAAGAAUCAAAACCCAACCCUAAUUUCAGAUCCUACAUUUCGUGCAACGAAUCUGGCUUGCGCCAGGCUUUUGGUUUUAGAUGACGUAGAAGUCAGACAUCUUUACCCUUAAUUUUUAAGAAUACUUAGACAACAACGCGCAAGUUUUAUACUUGAAUUAUAGUCACUGUGGUUACUUUUCACAGAGAAGUUGUAAAUUAUUGGUACAUGAGAUUGCACACCUUUUCGGAGUAGAGCACUGCAUCUGGUAUGCCUGCUGUAUGAAUGGUUCAGGUCACCUUGCUGAAGAUUUCUGUGAGUUUUGUAUCAAAUGAUUUGACUUAACAGUCAACAUUUUCCAUGAUAAACAGCUUGGGCAUUUUCUCCGUAUCUUCUCUGUGCCUUGGUUGGUUUUCGUUGGUUUUCGUUGGUUUUCGUUUUGAUUUUGAUCGGUAGAGAAGUGGUUUUCUGAGGCUAAUCGCAGAACGUAACUUAUUAAAACGGACGAAUUCAGAAAUAUAAAACUUUCCCCAAGAUUGUUAUUUUUCCAAAGAUGGCUACCUGACGAUACGAUUAAAUCUAAGGCAUAACGCAUUGAUGUUCUGGACUUUAGUUGGUAAACAAGAGAAUAUUAAACGAGGCGCGAUCUUAACGCGUGAAGGACGCGUUCUUGACGCGACACGACCCGACCUCUUCCGUUUUACGAUCUGCGCUUUAAUCGGACCCAUUUACUUAUUGAACGCUUGGAAAAGUAACUUUCAUAGACGAAUGAUGAUGAAAUUCUUGUUAUGGUUUAUUUUUAUUUAUAUAUUUUUUUUCAGCUCAACCAAUUAACCUUUGUCCUGUUGAUCUCCACAAACUACAACAACUGUGCGGUUUCGACAUUGUUGAUAGGUAUCAAAAGGUAUUGAGUUUU